AAGUGGUUUCCUGCCUCUCAUUUCGAAGAUACGGACAGAUCUUUUAGUAUGACUGACUUUGGAUUGAAGAGACUAAAGAAAAUUGGGAGAAAUAGUGGGAUCCCAAUCCAAUUCUUCAUACCAACAUUGCCAAACUCUGACCCUUUCAACCCCAGACCUUCACUCCAUUUUCCCCCAUCCAACCAUUCAGUGACAGUCAGCAGGCCUUUCCCUCUGUCGCAUGGGACAACAACCUUGGGUUUCAUCUACCAAGGUGGGGUCAUUGCAGCUGCAGACUCACGUGCCAGUGCUGGGGGACGUGUCGAGGGUCCAGCUGUUCACAAGAUUACCCCUAUUCACUCCCAUUUAGUGGUCACCUCCUCUGGUAGCGGUGCAGAUUGCAUGCUGUGGGAGAGAAUUCUGGCCAGAGAGAUCAGACUCUACCAACUGCGGCACAGACGUUGCCUUUCAAUAUGUGGCACUGCCAAGCUCCUUUCAUUUAUGCUGCACCCCUUUAAAGGGACUGAUGUGUGUGUGGCCCUGACAUUGUGUGGCUGGGAUAAGGAAGCAGGUAACACUGACUGUGUGAAGAAGUCAGAAGACUCAUCCUUUAUUACUGAUUAUAGCUCCUCGGCUGUUGUAAGAAGACAGGAUGUCACUGCGAUGGCACAUUCUGCAUCCUCUAACAGAGGCCCAAAGCUGAUAUAUGUGUGCAGUGAUGGCGCCCGACUGCAGGGAGACACCUUUUCUGUGGGCUCAGGCUCUCCUUAUGCUUAUGGGGUCCUGGAUAGAGAGCUAAGGUGGAGCCUGAGUAAAGAAGAGGCCAUCUCCUUGGCAAGAGAAGCAGUGUUCAGGGCCACUCACAGGGACGCCUACUCAGGAAACAACGUGGACAUCUUCCACAUUACAGCCCAGGGAUGGAGCCAAAGAAAGAGAGAGGACUUGAAAGAGGAAUAUUAUAGAGACAUGGAGAGGAGGACAAAGAUAGCUCAGGAAAGAAAAAGAGGGACCGAAUUAGAUGCUUUGGGAUGAAGAAAAAAAUUGGUGGUGUUUCAGGGGUGCUAAAGAUUAAAAAUAGUGUAAAGUCAGUCACCUCAGUUAAUCCAAUUUUGUCACCUAGCUAGAAUAAAUCUCUACUAAAUGCAU
Molecule: messenger RNA, 1125 nt
Organism: Etheostoma cragini (Arkansas darter)
Lineage: Eukaryota; Metazoa; Chordata; Actinopteri; Perciformes; Percidae
Product: proteasome subunit beta type-11-like
Exons: 1
Coding region: 49-1011 (320 amino acids)
Cellular component (GO): proteasome core complex
Source: RefSeq, a predicted model, not a curated record